Messenger RNA from Phoenix dactylifera (date palm), 3657 nucleotides. RefSeq names its product rab GTPase-activating protein 22-like. NCBI's taxonomy places the organism in Eukaryota, Viridiplantae, Streptophyta, Magnoliopsida, Arecales, Arecaceae. The record is from RefSeq and is a predicted model, not a curated record. Gene Ontology annotation, molecular function: GTPase activator activity. Gene Ontology annotation, biological process: activation of GTPase activity.
AGAAGACAAGUCUUUUACACUCGAACGGGAGUAUGUCAUUCGUUCUUCCUGUUGUUGGGAUUUUUAUUUACUUCUUAUUUUCCCUUCUCUCAAUCCCCCAAUUAAAAAGAUCUCCGGCGCACAGCCCAAGGCGGAAGCCACGGCAUCCUUCUCCCGCUGUCCAUGCCGCCGGAGCUCUCCGAUCGCCCCCAUUUCCAAUCCUCCUUCUGCGCACCCAGGAAGUGAGAAGGAAGGGACGGUGAAGGAGGAGAAGAGUUUGCGAUGUCUUUUGACGGGGAGGAGUCGCGAUGGAUGUGUGGGAGGUCGGGCGUAGCGAAUCUUCACCGGUUCAGCUCUAUGGUCAGAGAGAUUCGAGACCCAUGCCUUCAUCACUCGCCUUCCAAGGGAAGCAAAAUGCUCAGGCCCGAAAAGUGGCAAACAAAUUUUGAUAGCGAUGGGAAGGUUAUAGGUUUUCGAAAAGCACUUAAAUUAAUUGUAUUAGGGGGUGUGGAUCCUUCUAUACGGGCAGAAGUUUGGGAAUUUCUUCUUGGUUGUUAUGCUUUAAGCAGCACUGUUGAGUAUCGAAAGCAACUAAGGAUGGCUCGAAGGGAGCGGUAUGACGAUUUAAUUAGGCAAUGCCAGAUGAUGCACUCAAGUGUUGGUACUGGCUCCCUUGCCUAUGUUGGGUCCAAAGUGAUGGAUAUGAGGACUCUAUCAAGAGAAAAUGACAUUAGGGAAGCUGUAACUGAAAAUGGGCAAGCUUCUUGUGAUGCCACUGACAAGUUAGAGACUUAUUCUGAUUUAAGUAAUGCCUGUACAGACACAUCAUAUGCACAUGAAAGGAAAAGCUCUAGUAAAUCUGCUCAGCUCGUCAGUUGCGGGAUGAGCACAGAUGAUUCAGCCUAUGACUCUUCAUAUGUUUUGCCCUCUUCCGAGGCAUAUAAUUGUUACCCAAGAAAUUUUGAUAGUGAUUUCCAUGAACCUCAGUAUGACACAGAGAGCUUUUUUGAUUUUCCUCUUCCUGUAAUAAACUUAUUCCAGGAAGGUGAUGGGAAUGAAAAUGAAACUCAGAAGCAUGAGCAUACAUUGAGAUUUGGGGAGGAGCACAUGCAUAGCUUCCAGAUUAAUAACAAUGUGGAUCUAAUUAUGGAAUCAAAUUCUCAUCUGAAUGGUCCAUUAUGUUCAAGCAACAAUGCAACUGAUAUUUUUAGAUCAGAUGCUCUGAAUCAUGUCGAAGUGUCAAAGGAAAUUGAUUGUAGUAUAGAAGUUAUAAACAGGUCAACAAUGCCAGAUGCCCCAAAAGAAGCUACAGUGGAUCGGACCACUUCCAGUGGAUUAGCUGCAAAUGAAGACAGAGUUUCCGAGUGGCUUUGGACGCUUCAUCGAAUUGUCAUUGAUGUGGUAAGAACUGAUAGUCAUCUUGAAUUUUAUGGUGACUCAAAAAAUAUGGCCAGAAUGUCAGAUAUCCUCGCUGUUUAUGCAUGGAUAGAUCCUGCUACUGGAUACUGCCAAGGUAUGAGUGAUUUGCUCUCUCCCUUUGUUAUGCUAUAUGAGGAUAAUGCAGAUGCUUUUUGGUGCUUUGAGAUGCUUCUACGACGAAUGCGUGAAAAUUUCCAGAUAGAAGGGCCAACUGGUGUCAUGAAGCAAUUGCAAUCAUUAUGGAAGAUCUUGGAAUUAACAGAUAUUGAAAUCUCUCGACAUCUAUUGCUCAUUGGCGCUGAAAGUCUUCAUUUUGCUUUUCGAAUGCUACUGGUGCUUUUUCGUCGCGAACUUUCCUUUGAUGAGGCUCUCCGCAUGUGGGAGAUGGUCUGGGCUGCUGAUUUUGAUGAAGCUCUAACUCGGCAAUUAGAGGAAAAUUGCCUUGAUCCAUUGGUUUUAAAUUUUCGAGACAAUUCACAGGUGGCAAUUAAGGCAGAACACAUGGAGAAUGGUAAAAGAAAAUUUAAAAGCAUGCAGCCUCAGCGCAGAAAUGGUAAAGCCUGGGCGCCCUAUAGCAUUGGGGUGAGGUCCAUUUCAGGUCAUCCCCUUUGUGGCCUGACAAAGGCUAAUUUCUGGUCAAGACAUGAUCAGCUGCAGCCUCACAAUACCACCGCAUCAAUGAGAAAGGGGGAUGAUGGAUUGCCUGUUUUCUGCGUAGCAGCAAUCCUCGUAAUCAACCGCCAAAAGAUAAUGAGAGAAACUCAUUCAUUUGAUGAUAUAAUUAAGAUGUUCAAUGAUAAUAUGCUCAAAAUCAAUGUCAAAAGAUGCAUACAUAUGGCUAUCAAACUAAGGAAGAAGUACAGUUACAAGUUAAUGGAACAAACAAGCACUGCUCACAUGCUUUCUUUGGAAAAAGCUUGAACCUUUAUCGUACUUCUCUCGGAAUUGACAGCCCAAGUUGCUACCCAACAUUUUGGGUUCAUAGCGCCACUUCCUAUUUAUUAUUUUGUGGAACUUGAGCAGGAAGAAUUGUGGCCUUUUCAGAACUCCAGUUAUAUAUUCAUUCCUUCUGUUAAUACAACGCCUCUGCAAGGUAAGUCAUUUCCUGAUCUUUAUGUUCUGUGUUCCUAUCUUGAAACUGAUUGAAUGUUAUGUUGUUUUAGCACCAUAUUAGUGUGAACUGGAACUAUCACCGGACUUGCAACUAUCUCUAGCUCCAACUCUGUACUUGCGAUCAUUUAUAUAGUUUAGAUGGCAUUACUAUAUUCAAGUUUUUAAUCUUGUUAUGUGAUAGAAAUCUUAUUAAUUGCAUUUGCUUUUCUGAAGUGUUCUGAGACAUUUGUUGUCAUAUAUCAGCAGAAACCCUGUAUGACCCAUGUGUCAAAGCUUCUUUUCUUUAAUCCUAGUAGAUUACUCAGUUCUAGUUAUGGUACCUCUUGAUUACCUAAUUUACCUUAUCGAGAAAAUUCUUUAGUUUUUGACACUUCCUAUGAUCGGUAGUUUAAUUAGUAAUAUGCCGACCGCUACAUUGUCAAAUUGUGAACCAGUAGUGCUCUGUGGUGAACUAAUCGAACAAUCUUUUCAUUUGAGAUGGUAAGUAAUUCAACUCUUUGCAAAUGCUCAAUAUCUAUUAUUUAUCAGAAUGCACAUCCUUCGCAGUAUGUAACCAUAUCUUUCUGAAAAUACUCACAAUAUCUUCCUGUUUUCAGCCAAUUUGUGCAAAAUCUUCAGAUUUAACCGUAUACUUCAAAGCACUCAAAAACUGAAAAGUGGAGUCAGCUACUCUUUUAGCUAAUUUGGAACCUGGCAUAGAGCUUCAUUUGGUUGCUGCUGCCAUGCUGAGGCUCCUCGGACUACUCGUGAGAGGAAAAAUGUCAGCCAUAUUUUCCUCAGUUUGUCUCAACAUGCGGUUAUCAGCUGAAGGUAAUUGGAAGGCUAGGGGGAGAAUGGAGCAUCAAACUUGUGGAUAACUGAAAUCUCUUCAUUAGAAGAAAUCCAUUUUUUCAGAAACUGCCUUGGAUCAGAGUGUUGCUUUCUGUAACGUAGGCUUACCAAUGGAAUUUGAAACAGCAUACUUCAGCUUCUCAAGGGGAGAGAAUUUUGUAUCCAUUUUAGGGCAUCAAUCGAUGGCUAACUGGUGUUCUUAUGUAGAUAAAGAUCUACAACAUCCUGGAAAGGUAUUCACAACAAAAUAGUCAAGUCAAUCUUAAUACAAAUUUCCAAAUUUCUUCUUCUGCAAUCCACCAAAUUGCUAAUUUA